AUGCGGCCACAGCCCGUGCCUCUGGUGGUGAGCGUAGAGGAUGUGGCUCCCGGUGGGAAGCCCGCGAUGACGCGGAGAGACCCCCAGCGCGACUGGUCCCAGGGCUUUCCGCCCCCGAAGCCUCGGAAGGGCGGCUUCGACAUGAAAAUCCGAAGCCCCGCCGGCGGGGCCGUGCCGCGAUUGAACUCGCUUCUGGUGCCCGGUGAGGGUUCCAUCAACUCGCCCUACGACGACCCAAACAGUCCGCUGCCUUUCGAGCCCAUCGAAAAGGACCAGCCCACGAAGCCCUGGAAGGUGCUCCGCAGCCACAACGGCAACCUUCCCGUGUACACCCGGUACCACAAAGCAGGGAGCGAGGUGCUCACAGUCGUUCACCAUUUCUUCGGUGACAUCGAAGCGAUGCGCAAGGAGCUGAUGCAGGUUUGUGAAGCUCCUGUGCGGAUUCGUGCGGGUCAUUUCGAAGUGCGUGGCCUUCAUGUUUGGAAGAUCAAGGAGUGGUUGGUGAAGCUUAGCUGCAAGCUGAAUCCGUCACCCGAGCUGAGUACAUCGCUCACUGCCCGCGCUGCUCGGGGGGUCGCGGUGCUCCGUCGGGGAGCCGAUCGCCACCUGGACCGUCUCGAGCAGUGGCUGGAAAGGCGCCGUAAGGCCCGGUGCUACAAAGCGCUGGAUGCGGAGCUCAGGCGUGCAGCGAGAGCUGCCGAAAUCCUGGAUUCAGUAGGAGUCCAAGAAUUCUUGAUCGGCCCGUCCUCGAGGACUGUGGAGAGCUGCGAGUCAUUGUGCUUCGAGGACGAGGAGGUGUUGGGAGCUUUGGUGCGAUACCAGCUCAAGCACUCCUCCACGCUGUCACAGGUGCUGCAGGGCCGCCCAUGGCGCGAGAUCCUACCACGAUGCCUCUGCCAGGUCACUGUGGCCUUUAUGGUAGGGCUUGCUCUGUUCUGCCUGCUCGCCGCCAUGGCUUUCGCGCCGACCCGGAGCCUGGCCUUGGGCCCUGCCGGGGAAGUGGCUGCGCCCCCAGCGGCCGUGGCCGCGGCAGCAGCGGCCGUGACUCUGCGGCCCCUGUGGCAGUUCCCGAUGCUCAGUUUGCAGGAACUGCGCCAGGUAGAGAAUGUGGUCUUCGAGGAGAAUCAGCUGAGGCAUUCCCUCCGCGUGGCGGUGACUUCAAAGAUGUCCGAUGGCAGCGUGCUGCUGCAGUCGACGGACUCGUCGCUACGUGUGGAGAAGAGUGGCCGCGGCUUUUGGCUGCGCGAUGGCCAGGAGGUGCCUCUCGACGACAUGGAAGCGCUCCGCCAGCUUCCAGGUGCGGAUGAGGGCCUCGCCUGGAUGGGCGCGCAGCUCACCACUGAAGUCGUGGCACCGGCUUAG
This is a messenger RNA of Symbiodinium sp. CCMP2592, 1362 nucleotides long. Lineage: Eukaryota; Dinophyceae; Suessiales; Symbiodiniaceae. The record is from the annotation of a GenBank genome assembly.